Messenger RNA from Dreissena polymorpha, 1132 nucleotides. RefSeq names its product phosphatidylinositol 5-phosphate 4-kinase type-2 alpha-like. The coding region runs from base 1 to 924 and encodes 307 amino acids. The record is from RefSeq and is a predicted model, not a curated record. Gene Ontology annotation, molecular function: phosphatidylinositol kinase activity. The transcript is spliced from 7 exons. Lineage: Eukaryota; Metazoa; Mollusca; Bivalvia; Myida; Dreissenidae. Gene Ontology annotation, biological process: phosphatidylinositol metabolic process.
AUGGCCAUCAACUCAUUGACCAAACAGCCACAGGGUAUGGACUCACCAGGGCGCAGUGGGGCCCGCAUGCUACUGUCUCAUGACAAACGGUACUUCAUCAAAACUCUAGUCAGUGAGGAAGUUGAACAGAUGCACCACCUUCUCAAGCAAUAUCAUCAGCACAUCGUGGAGUGUCACGCUAACACGAUGUUGCCCCACUACCUGGGGAUGUACCGGAUCACGGUGAAUGACGUGGAGACGUACCUAUGCGUGAUGAGAAACGUGUUCAGCCCACGACUACCCAUACACAAGAAAUAUGAUCUGAAGGGCUCGACUGUUGACCGAUGUGCCAGUGACAAGGAAAAGGCAAAGGAGUUGCCCACCUUCAAGGACAAUGACUUCUUGGAAGAUGAGGCUAAAGUUAACAUCGGGGCAGAGGAGAAGGCAGAACUGAUGAACAAACUGACCCGCGAUGUGAACUUCUUGGCCAGUCUGCACCUAAUGGACUACAGUCUGAUCGUGGGCAUCCACGACUGCGACAGGAUCGAGCCCGAGGGCUCGGACAUCAAUGCCCAGAAUAGCGAGUCUGAUGGGGAGCCUGUGAGUGGGGAAGACGAGAACGGGCUCGAGGAACAGGUGCCAGACAUCGGCGGGUUCGCACCCACACCGCCCGACAGCCCACAACCGUACGGGCCUGUGCCGGCAUUCAACGGGGACAUAGAUCCGAACAUUGAGAAGUUCGGAGUGAAGAGUUUGGAAGGAGGACCAAAGAAGGAGAUUUACUUCCUUGCACUUAUAGACAUUCUGACACGGUAUGGAAUGAAAAAGCGCACAGCUCUUGCCGCAAAGACGAUGAAACAUGGCGUUGGGGCGGAGAUAUCCACCGUUCAUCCCGAUCAAUAUGCAAAACGGUUCCUUGAAUUUAUCGACAAGUGUAUAGCGUGACAGUCGAAGCAGUCAAAGUGAUAUUUGUUUGUUAAGUGUUAACGUUUUUACAUGUUACAGGGGUGAGAUUUCUCCUCCUUUAAGCUGUCAGCUCCAUAACAAUGUAAAAAUGAUUUUACAAAUAGGUAUUAACAAUGCUGGAUCUAAAUACAAAUGAAGAGUUUAGUUAAAACCUGUAAGAGUGGUAGGGAAUUUUUCUCCGUUGAGG